GCAAACAUGAUGUUAUGAAGCAAUCGAAAUCCUUCGGGACGAAGGGAAAUAGUUUCACCAAUUUCAGUCUCUGCUUGGUGCGGAUUGGCUUUUCUAGAACGAUGGCAGACAAGAAACAACUGUGUAGAAUUUGUGGCAAUGAGGUGUUCGCUGAAAGCAUUCAAAUAGAUUCGUAUGUAGAAAGUGUGUCCCUAGUUCAAAUGCUUAGUUACUGCACCAGCACGAUUAUUGAAUCAAAUGAUAGAGCGCCAAAUGCUUUGUGCAACACAUGCAGAGAUGAUCUUGUGAUUGCCUACAAAUUGAUUGUACUGUAUCACAAAACCUCGAAACGUUGGCAAACAUUGAACACCCGAAGUAGUAUCGAUUGUGCAGUGGAACAAAUCGAUGUUACUACUGCUCAAGCAAAGGAUGGUAGCCCCGUAUCAGUAAAUCCAUCCCUGGUCCCAGAUCCGAUUGCAGCAACGGAUAAAAGCGAAACACUCCAGAAUAGAAAUUUAAAAAAUGCAAUUUUAGACGGCCACCCAAAGACGGUCGAUCGCUGUACAACGUGUUCCACAUGUGGGGAAAAAUUCAACAACACAUCGGAACUGAAGAACCACCGUAGUUUUGCAUGUGGUAUGGAUGAGUUAAUCUUGAAACGCUUGACCAACGAACGGGUCAAAUGUUGCGGAUGCAAUGCUGAAUUCGAUAACUUAGACCAUCUCAGGGAUCACUCAAAUGCGGUCCAUAAACUGGAUCUUGAUGACGCUUCCAAGGAUCCUCUGGACUGGAAACAUGUCGUAUGCAAUAUUUGCUACCGGCGAUACAAAUCUCGGAGCAUAUUGCUCGACCACAAGCAGCGUCCCUAUCGUACGAAGGACCACCAGUGUGUCCACUGCGGAAAAGCUUUCCGCGAUCGGUACACGCUAGACGAUCACGAACGCGUCCACCGAGACGAUCGUCCGUUCGUCUGCGGCAUCUGCUCGAAAACGUUUGCCCUGAAGGAAUCCUAUCGCAAGCACCUUCGGUUGCACACGUUCGACACGGAUCGCUUCAAGUGCGACGUUUGCGGAAAAGGAUUCCGUACAAACGGUAACCUAACAGAGCACCAGGUAACGCACACGAGACAAAAAUCACUGCAAUGCUCCCGGUGCCCAAGCCGGUUUAGUCGUAAAAGUUGCCUCAAGUCACACAUGCGCUUACAUACGGGUGAAAAACCGUACAACUGUGACCUUUGCGAAGCGAAAUUCACAUUCUCCAGCGAUCUCCGGCGUCAUGUGAUGGCCCACAAUGGCGUUAAACCGUUCGCAUGUGAUUUAUGCAACAAGGCUUACCCUAGGAAGGAUUACUUAGCUAAACAUAAAGCUUCUCACCAUCAAAUGGUAAAUAUAAGGUCCCCAACUUAGGAUGAGGAUCCCGGACUCAUGCCCCACCAAGAAGGUGCUCACCAGCGACCCGCCCGGCACGAGACGACGAGGAGCUCAGCGAGCUCGGUGGAUGGACCAAGUGGAGCAGAACCUGCGAGACA
Anopheles coustani is the source of this 1507-nucleotide messenger RNA. Its product is annotated as zinc finger protein 485-like. The transcript is spliced from 2 exons. Gene Ontology annotation, biological process: regulation of transcription by RNA polymerase II. The record is from RefSeq and is a predicted model, not a curated record. Gene Ontology annotation, cellular component: nucleus. Gene Ontology annotation, molecular function: RNA polymerase II cis-regulatory region sequence-specific DNA binding; zinc ion binding; DNA-binding transcription factor activity. Lineage: Eukaryota; Metazoa; Arthropoda; Insecta; Diptera; Culicidae. The coding region runs from base 15 to 1385 and encodes 456 amino acids.